Protobothrops mucrosquamatus (brown spotted pit viper) is the source of this 1281-nucleotide messenger RNA. It is a transcript of the gene LRRIQ4, whose product is annotated as leucine rich repeats and IQ motif containing 4. Gene Ontology annotation, molecular function: protein binding. The record is from RefSeq and is a predicted model, not a curated record. Lineage: Eukaryota; Metazoa; Chordata; Lepidosauria; Squamata; Viperidae. The annotation marks the transcript as partial. The transcript has 5 exons.
AUGUCCCUCAAGCAAGAACUGGGAGAACUGAAAUGUCUCCGAAGUUUGGAUUUGAGCAGUAAUCCACUUCGUUACAAUACCCUUACGGUCAUCAGUAAAAUACGGCUCCUUUCUCAUCUCAGGUUCUAUGAUUUAAAUCUGGAUGAAUUUCCCCUGGAAAUCUGCAAACACCUUCAUCACUUGAAGCUACUGGGGCUCUCAAACAACAACCUAAAAUGUCUUCCCAAGGAAAUAGUGAAUUUUACCCAACUUCAAGAGCUCUAUCUAAAGGAGAAUGAAUUUGAACAUUUUCCUUUGGAACUCUGUCAACUGCAUAAUCUAGAAAUUGUAGAUCUGGAGAAAAACAAUCUGAGUGUCAUUCCGGAUGAAAUUUCAUCCUUGCAGAAUUUAUCUCAGUUUUAUCUCGCCGACAACAAGCUGACAAUGGUGCCUGAUUCACUGAGCAAGUGUUGUAAACUGUCUCUGCUUGAUUUGUCAACAAAUCAAUUGUACAAACUCCCUCGAAGUUUAAAGCAAUUGACAGAAAUGAAGGAAUUUAGCAUCUCGGGGAAUGCCCUGGUUGGUUUUCCACGUCUGUUACGGCAUUGGAAAUGCCUUACUGUGAUUUACCUGAAGAACUGUGGCCUGAAAGCGAUACACCCUUCGUUUGGAAAACUAACCAAUGUAAUAAUUUUAGAUUUAAGUGAAAAUCUUCUGGAAGAAUUUCCAGCACAGAUCUGUGCAAUGGAAAAUCUGGAAAUAUUGUCCCUGGAUGACAAUCAGAUAAGUGAGAUACCUCCAGCCGUAAAUAAGCUUUAUCAGCUAAAAAGCCUUGGUCUAACCGGCAACAGGUUCGUCUCGUUCCCUGAGGAAAUAUUCCAUAUUGUAUCACUAGAGACACUCUACCUGGGACAAGAUACAGGGACCAAAUUAACAGAUUUACCAGAGAAUGUUAGCCAAUUGCAGAAUUUAAAAGAACUGUACAUCGAAAACAACUUCUUGGAGUACCUUCCAUCAAGCAUAGGAUUACUGAAUAACUUGGAAAUACUUGACGCUCAUAACAACUUUCUUAUAGAACUGCCUGACUCCAUAUGCCAACUACAAGGUUUGCAGAAGCUAUUACUCCAUAACAACCAAUUAUUUCAAAUCCCAGAGAACCUGGACAGUCUAGAAAAAUUGCAAGAUCUAUCACUGGAAGGGAAUCCUAUGAUGGACCCACCAGUGGAGGUGUUUAGUCAAGGGUUGUCAGCCAUAUGGGAAUAUUUACAACAGGCAAGAAAAACAAAAGAGACAACCAUAAAG